GGCGAAGGCGCCUCUGCAAUCGAAAGAGACAAAAACUUUUACUGCGCGCACCCAUAGCCAUAACCGUAAUAUCACACUGAACUGCAUAAUCUCGCAAGAAGCGGUCGUUGCAAUUGUAAAAACAGCAUUACAGAGAGACACAAGCAAUAACGCCUACCUGGGAAACACACAACUCUCGCGUGUGCGCAGAUGCUCGUCUCCUCACGGCUCACUCUCUGGGUCACGGUCGUGCUCGUGCGGCUUCCUCGUCGAGCGGAGUGUGCUCUCCCCCACCAUCAGGUGGUCCGUGCAGCAACGCACUCUCGCUCUCGUUCACGACGUCUUUCUCUCUCUCUUUCUCCGUUUCACGCGUACGGCAGGCCGGAUGGCCGCCCCCGUUCACGCUCCUCUUCUCGGCGUGGGUAUAAAAUCGCGCAGGCCCCCACAUAUAUAUGACAGUGUAUGCCAAAGCCCCGUGGCCAAAGCAUCCCAGCAGCCGAGCACGGAACAAGUGAGGACCAAGUUUUUCCUUCGAGACAGACGCCGAGGAGUGAGACGCCAUGGCAGCUCGCCUCGCUAUAACGAGUUUCGUAUUUGUCGCGGCCUGGGCAUUGGCUUCCGCCACCUUUGGAAAGGAACAUGUCCAUAUAAGAAUCCACCUGCCUCAGGAGCACCACCACGAGAAAGAAGUCCACCAUGAUCACGGACCUUCCCACGGUGGAGGCGGCGGUGGUAUCGAAUUCGCUGGAUACGGAGGCGGUGGCGGCGGCGGUGGCCACGACUUCGGCGGUAGCUUCGGCGGUGGUCACGGAGACGUCGGCGGAUACAGCGGCGGCGGUGGAUACGGCGGUGGCGGCGGCCAUGACUUUGGCGGCAGCAUUGGAGGUGGACACGAUGACUUCAGCAGCGGCGGUGGUCACGGAGGUGGUCAUGGCAGCAGCGGUGGUUUCGUAGCUUCGUCGAGCUUCGGCGGUGGAUACGGAGGUGGUCACAGUGAUCACGGAUCAAGCUUCGGCGGUAGCUUCAGCGGCGGUCAUGGAGGUUACAGCUCCAGCGGCGGUCAUGGAGGUUAUAGCUCCGGCGGUGGCCAUGGAGGUUACAGCUCCGGCGGUGGUCAUGGAGGAUACAGCUCCGGAGGAUCCAGCUUUGGUGGUGGCCAUGAUGAUCACGGAUCUAGCGGAUUCGGAAACAGCAUCUCUUCUGGAUACAGCAGCGGCGGACACGGCGGCGGCUACAGCUCCGGUGGUAGUCACGGAGGUGGUCUGGGUAGCUACAGCUCCGGUGGUGGUCACGGAGGUGGUCUGGGCAGCUACAGCUCCGGUGGUAGUCACGGAGGUGGUCUGAGCAGUUACAGCUCCGGCGGUCACGGCGGUGGUCUGGGCAGCUACAGCUCUGGCGGACACGACUCCUACUCGUCCGGUGGUCACGGCUCUUCUUUCGGCGGUGGUGACUCCUACUCGUCGGGUGGACACGGCUCCUUCGGCGGCGGCGACUCCUACUCGUCCGGUGGUCACGGAGGUCACGGCGGCGGCGACUCCUACUCGUCCGGUGGUCACGGAGGUCACGGCGGCGGCGACUCCUACUCGUCCGGUGGUCACGGAGGUCACGGCGGUGGUGACUACUCGAGCUCGUUCGCCUCCGCCUCGGCUUCGGCCUCAGCCUUCAGCGGCGGCCACGGCGGCGACUCCUACUCGUCGGGAGGACACGGAUCCUUUGGUGGCAGCAGCGGUGGCGGCGGUGACCACAGCGGCUUCACUGGCUAUCACUAUAAGAAGAAAACUCCGAAGCCACCAGUACCGACGCCAUUGUAACCUCACUGAAUCAGCUGAACCUGGGCCACAAAAAGUCAAAGGAAGUAUCUUUACACGAUGCCGUCAAAGGAAGCGAUUUUAAGACUGUCGAGACGCUACUUCAACAAAAAGCCAAAGUAAAUAAGCUCUCUGAAGACAACUUGACACCUCUUCAUAUAGCAGUGCAAAAUAAGUCGUACAGGAUGGUCCAGCUUUUAUUAAAAUAUAAAGCCAUUGUCAAUCCAAGCAGGAAAACACCAGAUUCAAAGUCGCCUCUAUUUUUGGCCGUUGAAAGUAAUUGCACAGAAAUAGCUCAUUUGCUUUUAAAAAAGGGAGCUCUACUCAAAAAAGCAAGAACUCGAUCUUCUACAGUAUACGACUUGGCUAAAAAGAAUUGCAACAAGCCGUUAUUGCAGCUGCUGAUAGAAACCGGCAAAAAGGAACUCAACCUAGAAGAUUACAAAUCCAGUAAAUCCUUGGAAAACGUCAAGUUUGAGAAAAAGAAUGAUUCGCUGCUGGUUCGUGUGCUCAAGAAGAACACGAUUGAAAUAGCAAAAACAUACCACCUGCAUAAAAAUGCUCCGAUACUGAAUGCAAUUUAAAUGAUUUCCCACGCCCUAGAUAAAUUUGUAAAACGCCUUAUUUAUAUAUUAAGUAUUUUUCUAUAGUAAGUAAUUUAAUAGAUCAUUGACUGUUCUUGUUGAACUAUACUUAAUAAGUUAAUAUA
Molecule: messenger RNA, 2496 nt
Organism: Nasonia vitripennis (jewel wasp)
Lineage: Eukaryota; Metazoa; Arthropoda; Insecta; Hymenoptera; Pteromalidae
Product: glycine-rich cell wall structural protein
Exons: 6
Coding region: 540-1790 (416 amino acids)
Source: RefSeq, a predicted model, not a curated record